This is a messenger RNA of Jaculus jaculus (lesser Egyptian jerboa), 2254 nucleotides long. RefSeq names its product LHFPL tetraspan subfamily member 6 (gene Lhfpl6). Gene Ontology annotation, cellular component: membrane. Bases 520 to 1260 code for a protein of 246 amino acids. NCBI's taxonomy places the organism in Eukaryota, Metazoa, Chordata, Mammalia, Rodentia, Dipodidae. The transcript has 4 exons. The record is from RefSeq and is a predicted model, not a curated record.
AUCCGCCCCCGUGCCGCCGCUGGUCCUCCUCUGCCUCCCGCGGGCCAACUUGAGCCCCUGGGCGUCCCUGAAUGGCUGUUCCCGAGUGGGGUUCACGCACUGUGCGCAUGGCUGCGUUUUUGACUUUGGGACUUCUAAGAUUAGGCAAAGUGUUCACCAGAUGAAAUUCCUCCCGGGAAGCCGGUAAGUUAAAAAAAAAAAAAAACAAAAACAAAAUGUGGACAGCAUGCAACACAACCCCAGCCGAGAGAGUACUUGAAAGAGAGUUGUUUCACACCGAAGGCAUUCUCCAGAGCUGGCAGAGUGUGCAACAGAGCAUGUUAAAUUGAUAGCGAGCUGCGUCAUUGUGAGAAUUUGUCCCCAUGAUUUCUUUGGGGCGGCAGGCAGAGUUGAUGCACCCCCUCCUCCUUCCCCUCCAAGGGAUGCGGAAAAAGUUGCUUACAAACUGGGAGCGUGAAGUCACAAGCCAAGUAGACAGAUCACGGGACCACCGUCGCUACUACCGAGGACGGCAAGUGGAUGACAGUUAGACUGAAGAUCCACUUCGCUAGUCACUCCACCCUCCUUGCAGAACUGUGGAUUACUCGCAGUUUCGGUGACUACACGCCCUCAUCCAUCCCUGCGGUCCCAGGACAGUCGCUUGGGGUCUGGCGGAAGAUGGCAUCCAGUCUGACUUGUACCGGAGUGAUCUGGGCUCUGCUGUCCUUUCUUUGUGCGGCCACCUCCUGUGUGGGGUUCUUUAUGCCUUACUGGCUCUGGGGAUCUCAGCUGGGCAAGCCUGUGUCCUUUGGCACUUUCCGGAGGUGCUCCUACCCGGUGCACGAUGAGAGCCGGCAGAUGAUGGUGAUGGUGGAAGAAUGUGGGCGCUACGCCUCCUUCCAGGGCAUCCCCAGCCUAGAAUGGAGGAUCUGCACCAUCGUGACGGGCCUGGGCUGUGGCCUGCUUCUCCUGGUGGCACUGACUGCCCUUAUGGGCUGCUGUGUGUCGGAGCUCAUCUCCAGGACAGUGGGAAGGGUAGCUGGAGGAAUACAGUUUCUUGGGGGCUUGCUGAUUGGCGCUGGCUGCGCCCUCUAUCCCUUGGGCUGGGACAGUGAGGAAGUGCGGCAGACUUGUGGCUACGUUUCUGGCCAGUUUGACCUCGGCACGUGUGAGAUCGGCUGGGCUUUCUACUGCACCGGAGCGGGCGCCGCGGCCGCCAUGCUGCUGUGCACGUGGCUGGCCUGCUUCUCGGGCAAGAAGCAGAAGCAUUACCCGUACUGACCCCGAGCCGCCGGGAAGAGGGGCCGGCGGGACCCCACGGGCCGAGACGCCUCGCUGCUCCCCAAACGGUGGCGCGCAGCGGUUGGAAUCCAGCACGGUGCUGAUGAACUGAAACCCGGUGGAAUCAGGAACAUCGAAUGGGAAUGGCUGGUGGUGGGAGUUUUUGUUUUUUUUCUUCCAACAUACGGAGGAUGUGGAAUGACGGAGGAAGAAAUGGGCCUCGGGUGUUUCCAUUCCACGGAGUAUUGUUAACGUAUAUCACAUACACAAAGCAAUUCUAUAUAUGCAAAGUAGGGUCUUGUGUUUGCUCUGUUUUACAAAGGUGGGGACUGGGAAGACUCAAAAGGGCUAGUAGAAACAGUAUUAUCUUGGGGGGGGGGCUGAGUGGACACCCCGCAGGCACGCCCACUGCAGGUGAGGACUACGCCUGAAAGCACACGAGCACAUGCACGCACACGUCUCUACAUACAUGCACACGCGAACAUCACCACACGCACCGGACAGCGGGGUCAGCGGUGUAUUGCUCCUGUUUUCUUCUUAAUGUACAUGGAAAGGACAGUAUUCUCAUUUUAUAAAGCAUACAUUAAACCUGGUCCGUGAACCAAUAAGCCGCUCCACCAGUAUUUUAUAUAUCCUGCCUAGACUCUUUAUGCGCUCAACACGACUUUAGUGUUUACGCAGGCCUUUAGAGUUCAACCUUCCUAUUUCAGUGUUAUUCAAGACAUGAACUAGUUCUCUGAGUAGCUUCUGUCAUGAUAUCCCUAUGAAGAAAAGGCACCUUUUGACCACUAUAGGUGAGAAUUCAGUACAGACAGGAAAGAAAGGCAUUUUCCAGUCGUUAGAUCUUUCCUCCUUUUGUUCAUUUUCCUACUGUGCUGUACCACAUUUAUUUCAAUAUUCAUUUUGUAAAAAAUUAAAUAAAUAAGUAAAAUGAAAAAUACUAUUUUGUUUGUUUUCGAAAAGCUCUGUGAAUAAACUCUCUCUUUGAUCAAUA